GCUCAUCAAUGGGCCGCGGUAGCGCGUCUGUGGCAGGAGCCUGCGCAGUGAGGCCGGCUCAGCGUUGGGCGCAGCUCCACCAGAGAAGGAAGCGGCGUUUCCGGCUGUUUGCAACGGAGGCAGAGCACUGCUGACGCCGCGAAACCCCGAGAAAAACGCCGCCGGCUCGGGGGGCUACCGCUUUCUAGCAGCUGUAGCGGUCUCUUCUUAUCCGUGGAUCUGGGGGCUGGUUUAUUUUCGCGAGCCGAGGGGGUCGGACAUCAAACGGAGCGAAGCAGCGGCACCAGGCGGGGGUGAGCCACCAUCUACCGGCAUGGCCAGGGACUACGAUUACCUCUUCAAGCUGCUCAUCAUCGGUGACAGCGGAGUGGGGAAGAGCAGUCUCCUCCUGCGAUUUGCAGACAACACGUUUUCAGGUAGUUAUAUCACCACAAUUGGAGUGGACUUUAAAAUCCGGACCGUGGAGAUCAAUGGGGAGAAGGUGAAGCUACAAAUAUGGGAUACAGCAGGGCAGGAGCGUUUUCGCACCAUCACCUCCACAUACUACAGGGGAACGCAUGGGGUCAUAGUGGUAUAUGACGUCACCAGUGCUGAGUCAUUCGUCAACGUCAAACGAUGGUUACAUGAAAUUAACCAGAACUGUGACGACGUGUGCCGAAUAUUAGUGGGAAACAAAAACGACGACCCCAACUCCAAGGUGGUCGAGACAACUGACGCGCAGAAGUUUGCGGAGCAGAUGGGAAUCAGCUUGUUCGAGACGAGUGCAAAAGAGAACAUUAAUGUUGAAGAGAUGUUCAACUGCAUCACAGAGCUAGUGUUAAGAGCAAAGAAGGAGGUGAUAGCCAAGCAGCAGCAGCAGCAACAGAACGACGUGGUCAAACUCACCCGGAACAGUAAACGAAAGAAAAAGUGCUGCUAGCAAACUCGAAGCCAUCCACAAAAGGCCGGCGGUGUCUUUCAUACAUGCGCGCAAUGGGACUGAGAGCAUCUAAAUUAAAGAGCAGAUAAAGAUUUAAUAAAUAUACAUUGAAAGAUUAAAAAAAUAAAUGGAAAAAAUGUCCCCUUUGGACCAACAAAUCAUGAAGACUUUAAAAGAAAAUGUACAGAUUUUAUUAGAUGUCAGAUCAAGUUUUAUUUGGAAUUCAGCAGAUGGGCACUAUUGAGGUCCUUCUUUCUCAAAGGAUCUGCAGGGAGACAACUGAUUUGCCAUAACGUUUAGAUUUCUAUACACAUUAUUUCACUUUCUUCCAUCGGUAUCUCAUCUCCUUCUCAUUCCAUUGCACACCGGACAUUUAGAGUUGACUUAGACUCUGUGCCUGAGAAGAAGGAGGGCUCUCGACUUGGAUUUAUUUGUUCCUGUUUAGUUUAAUCUUAAUGGGAGGGAGGGGGGCUGUUUGGUUGGAAAUGGGCAUCUGAACAAGAGCUCACUGCCUCUCUACAGUUUCAACAUUUCAGACACCUGUUACCAGCAGAUCAUGAACUGCUUUUGUUUUCUUUGACCUGAUGCAGGUGCAAACAAAUCACACGGAUGGUGUUGAUUAGUAGUUGGUCUUUAGAAACAAAUUCAACAUUCAGAAUGGGGGACUUUCAUGACUUUGUUUUCUAUAUUUUGCCAAGCUUUGUACCCUCUCCCUCUAACCUCCAGUAGUGCUGAGCCAACAACUAUAAGUGUUUUUUUUGUUUUUUCUUCCUGUGCAGCAGAGCAGCUGAACCAAUCAGGUGGUGCCAGCAUAGUUCACUGUAGUCUUACUUUUGCUUUCAGGGGUUUCCUCCUCCAUAUCUUAUGAAACUGAUACUGCCAAUAUAAUAGAAAAACUGUUUGGAGGUCGGUGGCUCCUCUCUGUGGACUGAGGUUGGCCAGCAGACGGGUCAGGCAGGAUCUGAUUGGACCAUGUUGCGUCUUCAGGAAUCGCUCGCUCUCUCCCUUCAAUAUUACUGCAGCCACUGACCUUCCGCACUCCCCCGUGUCAACAUAUCAGCACCUCUCAGAAAACAGACUUGCCUCCUGCAGUUGGUCGUUCAAGUUCAGCUUUUCCUGCUCUGGAAACUGGCUGCUCAUAGUCAUCGCAUUGACCUUGUGCUUUUGAGCAUGUAACUCUUAGUUUGAAGGGGUAUGUAAAAGGUCUGACGUCUCUAUUUUUAUUACUUUGCUUUUCUUCCUCUCUAACAAACCCUCUCUCCUGCUACCUGUUCAACCGAAGUGUUACCACACAGUGUUUUUUUUAGUGUGGCAGACAGUGGACCAGAUGUAAGAACAAAUGGGGAUGAACUGCAGCACUGGAUCCCUGCUUGGCCCUGAGCCCGUCCCCCUCUCCGUGUGCACCACAGGGGUUUGUCACAGAGGCUGGAGCAUCAUACAGUGUCUAUUACCGAUACAUGUAUAGUUUCUUUGUUUUGAAUUGGGAGCGUAAUGAAUGGAGAGAGCUGUAGCUGAGGCUCCAGCAUUCAGUCUGGGAUCCUGAUCGGUCUCUGUGACAUCCAGGGCCUCGAAAUUGUAUCAGAUCUCACACUUUAUAAUUUGUACUCAUUAUUUGUAUGUAUAUAUAUUUGUGUGUUUAUAUUCAGUAAAAACAUACACACACAAUUAGCACACCAAACUGUGUGCUAUGGUUGGAACACACUCAUCAGCUGUGGUUUGCUGUACACUGGAGAAAAAGAGAUGUACUAUUGAUUUUCCCUACAUGAAUUUAAUCAGUAAUAAACAUUUUAAAGGAAUAAAUAUUUGACACAAAGCCUGUUUUAAUUUGUCGGUGACUUGAAGUUCAUUUUCAUGCUGAACCUGUCUUCACCUUUGACUUUCUGUGAAUAAAACUGGAUGGGAAGAUG
Betta splendens (Siamese fighting fish) is the source of this 2826-nucleotide messenger RNA. RefSeq names its product RAB35, member RAS oncogene family b (gene rab35b). Lineage: Eukaryota; Metazoa; Chordata; Actinopteri; Anabantiformes; Osphronemidae. Gene Ontology annotation, cellular component: plasma membrane; endosome membrane. The transcript has 6 exons. Gene Ontology annotation, biological process: endocytic recycling. The record is from RefSeq and is a predicted model, not a curated record. The coding region runs from base 314 to 919 and encodes 201 amino acids. Gene Ontology annotation, molecular function: GTPase activity; GTP binding.